AUGGCCUCUCUCAUAGCUUCCGCCGCCUUCGCCGGGGCGCUGGCCACCAUGUGCAGGCGCCGGGCCCGGGCAUCGGCGGCGGCCCGGAGCCAUGGGAAAGGACAGUCUUCGCAUCUGGACGCUCUGAGAGAUGACAUCCGCAAUUCCGAGGAUCUUCCGUCGGAGAGGAACCUGGAGGAGGCCCAGAAGCUGGACCCGAUGAAGAACCGGAUCUUAGCCUUGAGGAUCAUUUUGGGCGUGGGAGUCGCUUUCGGGGCCUUCCAAGCUCCAUGGCAAGCUCUGCCGGUUCUCAUCGACCGGAAGAUUGCCGCGGACCCCGCCUUGCCAUUGAGCGAAAGUCAGUUGAAAAUCAGUGAAACCUUCGUUUUCGUUGGUUGGCUUCUCGGUGCAGUGGCACUGCAUCCCUUGAUGCAAAGGCUCGAUCUGAAGCAGGUGCUAGUCCUGCUUGGUGUUACUAUGCUGUUUCUCUCCGUGGCCUCGAUUACCGGGCCUUAUGUCACCAUGCUCAGCAUGACCUUGCUGUGUGGGGUGAGGCUGCUUCACGGCAUGUGCCUCAACAUCCAAGGUGUCCAGUACAUGUACAUGCAAAACUGCUUCCCGGGCUAUGGAAGCCAACUUUGCGCCAUGGUGAACACGCUCUACGCCCUGGUCGCUGUCUUGAUGGCCAUGAGCUGUGGGACUUUGACGCUUUCUUGGGACUGGCGCCCCGAGGCCUUGAUCUGGUUCGGCCUCCCCAUGGUUCUCGGCCUCUUCGUGGCCUUCCCAGAUCUGCUUCAGGUGGUCUUCUCGCUCCCUUCUGCCCUUGCAAGAAGCCCAAACACAAGCCUCAUCGGCGAUGGGGAAAGCAAGGACAAGAGCGUUCAAAGCUCUGGCUUGGAGGAGGCUGAAACCAUGAGCCGCUCCAUGUACCGGGAUUUAUGCCACCUCUCGCUUUGCUUCGCUUGCACGGUCUUCGCUUACUACGGCUUGAGCUAUUCCCCGGACUCACUCUCCACAAAUCCUUUUCUCAGCGCCUGGCUCAUCAAUGCCUCAGACAUACUUGCAUGUGUGCUGUCCAGCCGCGCCGGGGCCUUUGGCCGAAACCGAGCACAGAUUUGGGGCUUCCUUGUGGCGGGCGUGAGCCUGGUUGCCUGCGCUCUCGGCACCGUGGACAGCGUCUUUGUGAUCUCCAUGGCGAUCCUGGCGAGGGUGGCCUUGUCCGUCGUCUUUGUGACCAUCUACGUGGCCUUGGCAGAGGUCUUCCCGCCAUGGUGUCAGAAGACAGCCCUGCCUACGUGUGAGAUCAUGGCGCGGGUUGGUGGCUGCUUCUCACCAUCCGUUGGGGCUCUGCCAGUGCAUCUUAGCCUGCCGCUUUUUGGGUUAGCAUGCUUGCUAGCUGCGAGGGCAUCCGCAAAGUUGCCAGACAAGUAUGCUCCAAAACAGUUUUGA
Messenger RNA from Symbiodinium necroappetens, 1428 nucleotides. The record is from the annotation of a GenBank genome assembly. NCBI's taxonomy places the organism in Eukaryota, Dinophyceae, Suessiales, Symbiodiniaceae.